This is a messenger RNA of Linepithema humile (Argentine ant), 612 nucleotides long. RefSeq lists its product as uncharacterized. Lineage: Eukaryota; Metazoa; Arthropoda; Insecta; Hymenoptera; Formicidae. The record is from RefSeq and is a predicted model, not a curated record.
AUGGGAAAGGUUAGAUGGGGAGGGGUGAGACUGGGAGAAGGGAAAGUACAUACCUUGGCUUACGCGGACGACAUAGUCAUGAUGGCGGAGAAUGAGGAGGAGAUGGGGAGUAUGAUAAGGAGGCUGGAGGGGUACUUGGGGAGGAAGAGACUGGAGUUGAAUUUAAGUAAGACGAAGAUUUUGAGGUUUAGGAAGGGGGGAGGGAGGAUGGGGAAGAAAAUAUGGAGGUGGAGAGGGAAGGUGAUAGAAGAGGUAAAAAAAUUCAGAUAUUUAGGAUACACGCUGAAAAGAAACGGAAAGCAAGAAGCACAUGUAAGAGAAAAAGUAAAAAGAGCAGCGGCCAUAAUGGGGCAGGUAUGGGGGAUUGGUAAGAGAAGGUUCGGGAAGGAUUGGGGAAGAAGACUAUGGCUCUUCGACAGAUUGGUUUGGACGGUGAUGGGAUACGGAGCGGAAAUAUGGGGGUGGAAAGAAAGAGAAAAGAUGGAGAAAUUGGAGGAAAAGUAUAUAAAGUGGGUGCUGGGAGUAGACGGAAGAACGCCAGGGUAUAUGAUAAGGGAGGAGUUAAAGAGAAAAAAAUUGAGGGAGGGCAGGGAAAAGGGCGUGGAAUUUUGA